Hyaloperonospora brassicae is the source of this 735-nucleotide messenger RNA. NCBI's taxonomy places the organism in Eukaryota, Oomycota, Peronosporomycetes, Peronosporales, Peronosporaceae. The record is from the annotation of a GenBank genome assembly.
AUGGACUUCCAGAACCGCGUGGGCUCCAAGCCCGGCGCAGGGGGCGUCGCGUCCGAGUCCCAGAGCAAUGUCGACCGUCGCGAGCGCCUGCGGAAGCUCGCGCUCGAAACUGUCGACCUGACGAAAGACCCGUACUUUAUGAAGAACCACUUGGGCUCGUACGAGUGCAAGUUGUGCCUCACGCUGCACAACAACGAGGGCAAUUACUUGGCCCACACACAGGGCAAACGCCAUCAGACGAACUUGGCCCGACGCGCAGCAAAAGAAGCCGCCGAAGCGGCCCACUCCACUGCUGCGGCGAACCUCCAGGCUGCCAGGGCCGCCGCUGCAGCCGCUGCGGCGCGACCUCGCGCGUUAAAGAUUGGACUGCCAGGCUACAAGGUCACGAAACAGCGGGACCCGGACACAGGGGCGCGGAUCCUGUUGUUUCAGGUCGCGUACCCGGAGAUUGUCGACAAGAUGCAGCCUCGCCACCGGUUCAUGUCGGCUUUUGAGCAAAAGGUCGAGGCGCCGGACAAGCGAUGGCAGUAUUUGCUGUUUGCAUGUGAGCCGUAUGAGACGGUGGCGUUCAAGAUCCCCAACCACGACGUCGACAAGAGCGAGGGCAAGCUCUUUAGCAAUUGGGACAAGGUCGGCAAGACGUUUACGCUGCAACUGACGUUUGCAGAGGGCAAUGCAGCGAGCAAGAACCCACCAGCGCCACCGCCACCUCGCCCGCAGCUACGGUAUCUCUAG